AUGGAUGGGGGACAACUUCAGCAAACUCCAAACUAUAACGAUAUCACUAAGGAAAAAGAAAGAGCUCUGAAGCAAGUCUGGACCUACUUGUUGCAUUCCUGGAACGUUGAAGUAGAUGGGACAAAGGCUUUCAAAGAAGAAGAGAAAGAAAAAAGGGUGGAUGACAACAAGAAGAAAUCUUCUUCUAUUUUUGGUAGAUGGUCUAGUUCUUCCACACAAUUACAAAAGGAUGAUUCUGACAAUAGCACUGCUGGGAAAUAUUGUAAAGGGAUGGUUCAUCCCUCGAUGGCAGAAUUAGACUCAACUCACUCUGAGAAUGAAUUUUGGAAUAUGCUUAGAGUAGAUCAUCCAGAUUCCAUGAUAUAUAGAUUUUCCAGAGCAAGAAAAUAUGACUCUUCAAAGGCAACAAGGAUGCUGGCUCAUACUUUAAAGUUCCGUGAAAAACAUCAAUUGAACGCCUUACUUAAUGGCGGUGAAUAUAGUGCAUUUAAGGAUGGCGGUAAAGAACCUGGAUUAAUCAAAAAUUUGGAACUACAAAAAGCUAUUAUUUUUGGAUACGACGUCCAGAAUAGACCGUACAUCAUUGUCAGACCUAGAUAUCACUAUUCUUCGGAUCAAACAGAGGCUGAACUGGAAAAAUUUGCACUUUUGGUUAUAGAACUUUCAAGACUCUUCAUGAAAUUGGACUCAAUCUCGAUUUUGUUCGAUUUAACUGGAUUCAGUCUGUCCAAUAUGGAUUAUGCUCCUGUCAAGUUUCUAAUUACUUGUUUUGAAGCGCAUUAUCCCGAAUGUUUAGGCCAUUUAUAUAUACACAAGGCGCCAUGGUUAUUCAAUCCAGUUUGGAAUAUUAUAAAAAAUUGGUUAGAUCCAGUGGUUGCCUCAAAAAUUGUUUUCACGAAAAACAUCAAUGAGCUUAGUAAAUAUAUCAAUACUGAGCAACUUCCAAGAUAUUUAGAUGGUGAAAAAGAAUUUGAUUUUGAAAAUUACAUUGCUCCAGAUGGCUCCUUUGAUUCAAAGCUCAAUGACCUAACGACUCGUGAUAAUGUUAUCACUAAAAGAAAACAAAUCAUCGAGGAAUACAAACUAUUGACAGUACAAUGGAUUGAAAGUGAAAAUGAUGAAAGCUCUAAGAGAUUCUGGCAAGAAAGGAUAACUUUGGGCGAAAAGCUGUAUCAAAAUUAUUCAGAAUUGGACCCUUACAUCAGAUCAAGAUCUACUUACGAUAUUAAUGGCUCUCUGAAAGUUUAG
Kazachstania africana CBS 2517 is the source of this 1248-nucleotide messenger RNA. It is a transcript of the gene CSR1, whose product is annotated as Csr1p. NCBI's taxonomy places the organism in Eukaryota, Fungi, Ascomycota, Saccharomycetes, Saccharomycetales, Saccharomycetaceae. The record is from RefSeq and is a predicted model, not a curated record. The transcript has a single exon. Bases 1 to 1248 code for a protein of 415 amino acids.